CAGUGACAGGAAACUAGCACAUUCCGUUCGGUCAGGCAACAGGAAGGGUGGAUACGUGUUGUAAAAAAUGUGUGAAAUGUCUUGAGUUCUACACGUAAAUUUUUCGGAUGCCACCAAAAGUGGACGAACAUACACCCAUCGAGAGCUCAAUGAGUAAUGAACCCAUUCUGGAGCAUGUCGACAAACGCUGGUCGAAAGAGAUCUGACGGCGAAGAGCAGAGUGGUCAGGGGGAGCAGAGAGCCAGUCCAGCUCGACCUCAGUUUGGCAAGAAGCAGCUUCCCUCCAUCCCAAAGAAUGCAGUCCCCAUCACUAAAGCUGCCUCAACCGCCUCUACACAGUCAGCUAAUGGUACCCAUGCCUCAUAUGGGCCUUUCUACCUGGAGUACUCGCUACUUGCUGAGUUCACAUUGGUGAUCAAGCAGAAGCUCCCCGGCAUCUAUGUACAGCCUUCAUACAGAUCAGCAUUAAUGUGGUUUGGAGUCAUUUUCAUUCGACACGGCUUGUACCAGGAUGGUGUGUUUAAGUUUACUGUGUACAUUCCUGAUAACUACCCAGACGGAGACUGCCCUAGGGUGGUUUUUGACAUGCCAGUUUUCCACCCAUUAGUUGACCCGGUCUCUGGUGAGCUUGAUGUGAGGAGAGCUUUCACCAAAUGGAGACGAGCUCACAACCAUAUCUGGCAGGUUCUUAUGUACGCACGUACACUCUUCUACAAGAUCAACACCAUGGAUCCACUUAACCCAGAAGCCGCUGUACUGUAUGACGAAGACAUCCAGCUUUUCAAAAGCAAGGUUGUAGACAGUGUAAAGUUUUGCAAUAGCCACCUGUUUGACCAGCCCAAGAUAGAUGAUCCUUAUGCAGUAAGCUUCUCUCCAUGGAAUCCAGCGGUGCAUGAGGAGGCAAAAGAGAGGCUGUUUGCACAUAAAAGACGACCUGAGGAUUACAGAGGAUUGCCGGUGUCUGGGCUGUCUUGGGUGAAGCCUGGUACCACUCAGCCUUUUAGCAAAGAGGACAACCCCCUUCAGACAUGAACCUUCAGUACCUCUGUCUGUCCAGCAGGAGGGGCGCUAAGCUACUGUUGCUGUGUUGAACCACAUAAAUUGAAUUCUGAGGCAGUUCUAUGAACAUUUGCAACACUCACUUAGCUUUAAAAGAUUUUUAAAUGGCUGAAAUGGCUUUAUCUGUAAAAAUUUUCCCAGUAUAGAUCUAAUGACUCUUCUCAUUCAUUUCGAUGCAGAGGCUUGAAGUCAGGCAGAGCUUGUUCUAUUCAAUAAUGUAACUUGCACAUGUUAAAGGUUACCAGCACAACAAACCACCUCACUUGUUUGUGUUGGUCAUAAAUAUGCCCUGAUUUUGUUGCAGAUAAUUUCUCAUUGAAUUCCUUUUACACUGGUUUUCCUUUUCCCUCUAAACUGUAGUGCUUUUAAUUUCAGAUGGGACAGAACACUUUUUUUUUUUUUUUUUUUUUUAUAUAUAUAUAUAUAUAUAUAUAUAUAAACCUUUUGUUAUAAAAAUCCUUUGUAUGUAAUGGUUUUAAUGUAAGAUGCUGCACAAGAUAAAUGCUAUUCAUUAAGACUAAGUUAAUCCUUAAUGUAAUUCACUUUGUGUCCUAAUUGCUCAAACUAAAAAGGUUUGUGUAAAUAGUGGAGCAGUUCAAUUAAAUGAAUAGCCUCUUUAGUGGAGUCCACAACUCUUCAAUUAUUUAUCUAGAAAUGUACAUUUGAUAUAAAUUCAAUUAAGAUUGUUUUGCUGUCUUAUGAUGCCCAUUUCUUUUUAAUGUCUAUUUUGGGUGGUUUCAGUGAGAAUGCUGAUGUGAGCUCAGCUGUAAGUAAUGGAAGGGUUUUUUUUUUUUUGUUUUUUUGAAAUGUGAAUAAUUGAUAAAUUGUACUUAAUGAUUUGUUAACCCCAAAAAGAAAAAAAUCUAUUAUUUACUCACCCUCAUGUUGUCCCAAACCCAAAUGACUUAAUUUCUGUGGCACACAGUUUUUAGGCACAUUAGCCUCGGCUACCGUUUAUUUUCAUUGUAUGGAAAAUUGAUAAAAAAUGGUGACAGGCUAACAAGACAGUAUUAUAGACCUUAUUCACAUCAGCACACUCUUAUGUUUGUUUUAGAUGUGCUGUCUCUUCAGGGGGUAGUACAGUUGUUUAAAGUGUUUUUGGCUUGUCCCACUGAUGAAACGCUGGAAAACUAUUAAAGUAAUUUUCUUGUUUUCA
This is a messenger RNA of Myxocyprinus asiaticus (Chinese sucker), 2215 nucleotides long. Its product is annotated as AKT-interacting protein-like. The coding region runs from base 157 to 1032 and encodes 291 amino acids. NCBI's taxonomy places the organism in Eukaryota, Metazoa, Chordata, Actinopteri, Cypriniformes, Catostomidae. The transcript has 10 exons. The record is from RefSeq and is a predicted model, not a curated record.